Molecule: messenger RNA, 1308 nt
Organism: Cryptomeria japonica (Japanese cedar)
Lineage: Eukaryota; Viridiplantae; Streptophyta; Pinopsida; Cupressales; Cupressaceae
Exons: 2
Coding region: 1-1308 (435 amino acids)
Source: RefSeq, a predicted model, not a curated record
AUGGAAUAUGCUGAGGAACCUGUAUAUUUUAUGGCCCCACGACGUCCUUUUCCGCCAAGAGCAAUGCAGCCAGGUUUCCCUAAUGAGUAUUUUCCUAGUCCAAGGCAAACCUUCCCCAAUUCAAAUACAUGGUAUGGGGGCUGGCAACAACCUUCAUCCUAUCCUCAGUGGUCCCAAAAUUACCAAUUCGGAACACAACUGUGGCAACAGGCAUGGAGGCCAAAUGUGCCACAACCUCCAUCAUACCCACAAUCGUAUCCCCAACCUUAUCUACCCCAAACUCAAUUUCCACCUCCACCUUUAAUAAAUCCUUAUCAACAACCACAACAAUUCCUUCCACCUAUUCCAUCAUCCUCCUCUAAUCCAAUACCUAACCCACCACAACCACCAAAGCCAACAUCAAUGCCCACUCAACCAAAUCCCAAUCCUAAUAAUAAGCCAUCCCAACCCGUGUAUAAUAAUGAGGUGGCAAGUUAUCCCACUUAUUCGGUUAAUACAGUAGAACUGGAAGGAGUACAAUUGAGGUCGGGAAAAGCCCUCCAAGGUCCCACAAUCAUAGAAAUAAAUGAAGAACCUAAAGCAGAGUCUGAAAAAGAACCUCUAUUUCCUGACCGGUUGCUUUCUAAACCUGCUAUCAAGGAUAUUCUGGUGUAUAAUAAAACAGUUCGAGAGUUAUGUACACGAAGGCAAAAGAAGAAAGAAGAUCCAAAAACUAUUCAAGUUAUUGGGCAAUUGGCGGAUCUUAUGCUUGGCAAUUUGACAAUUCCCAAAUAUGCAGAUCUCGGAAGCCCAGUCAUCCAGGUAAGAAUUGGUAAGAUUACUAUACCUAAUACACUUGUGGAUUUGGGUGCUGCAAUUAAUGUGAUGACUAAUGAGACCAAAACAAAAUUAUCUCUUGAAGGACUUAGGCCCACACCUACAGUUCUCCAAAUGGCUGAUCGUUCACUGGUCAAGCCUGAAGGGGUUAUUGAAGAUGUGGUCCUUUCUAUUGAUUCAUGGGAUUUUCCAACUGACUUUAUGAUCUUGCAGCCGAAAGUUAAGCUGGGGGGAUAUCCCUUAAUCUUAGGAGGACCUUGGCUAGCUGCUGCUAAUGCUUUUAUCAACUGUCGGUCAUGUAAUAUGGUUAUCUCUAAUGGAGAACAAACUAAGCAAAUAACACUAUAUCCACCUGCUCAACCCCUGUUAGAAACAGAAGAUCCUAUUUGGGUUGAUAGUGACUUGGAAGAUUCCUUACCGGUCCUAACUAUUGAACAAGCAUAUGAUUUUGAAGAACCCACAGAGGAUAACCUUCUUGUUAAUUUUCUUUAG